GUUCAGCAACUUCUUCAGAAGUAUUGGGCCGUGCUCGUCCUCGGAAGUCUUCUGGCAAGGCUUCUGUACAACAAGUACGGCCAAAAUCUCAACUCUAUUCCGGGACCAUUUUUGGCUGGCCUCACUGAUAUAUGGCGGUUCUGGAAUACCUGUUUUGCGACCGCCCAUGAUACCCACAUAUGGCUGCACCGAAAGACAAACUCGCAUUUUGUGCGCCUAGGUCCUCGUACCAUUUCAGUCUCAGACACAACAUUGAUCCCAACGAUCUACGGCAUCAAAUCAGGAUUUGGCAAAAGCGACUACUUUGUACCGGCCAUGAUGCCUUUCCAGGGCAGCUUCACGCCAGGCUUGUUCGCUGCCUUGGACGAGGACUAUCAUGCACGGCUCAAGAAACCCAUCAACAGCGCCUACAGCAUGUCUACGAUGGUGGAAUUCGAGCCUUUGGUGGAUGCGACUACAGCGUUACUCAUGUCAAAGCUGGACAAUUUCGCUGCCUCUGGUACUUCGUUCGACUUCGGAGUCUGGCUGCAGAUGUACGCUUUCGACGUUUUGGGCGAAAUUCAAUUCAGCCGAAAGCUGGGUUUCUUGGAGUCUGGCAAGGAUGUCUCAGGGAUUAUGGCAGACAUUCGAGGCAAGAUUUCAUACGCCGGUUGUGUGGGACAGAUUCCAUUCCUGGACAGGGUUUUGACCAAGAAUUCUCUUUUCCUGAAAUUGGUACCAACACAUCCUAUCGUGACUUUCACACUCGACAGGAUGGAAGAACGGGCGGUGGUCAGGGCACAAGGCGGUGCACAAAAGCGCGACUUCCUGACAAGGGCCAUCGAAGCACAAGCAAAGUAUCCUGACAUAGUGACUGACAGAGCCAUCGUUCUCUACAGCGCCGACAAUGUUGCCGCUGGCAGCGAUACAACCGGGAUCGCGUUACGCUCGAUCUUCUACUAUCUGCUCAAGUCUCCAGCGUGCAUGCUGAAGCUCGUCGCAGAGAUUGAUUGGGCAGAUCGAGCAGGCCAGUUGAGCGAGUUCGUCACAUGGCAACAGUCUAACAAGCUGCCAUAUCUUCAAGCAUGCAUUAAAGAAGCGCUUCGCAUGCAUCCGCCGGUCGGAUUAUUGAUCGAAAGAUGCGUACAUGGAGGGAUCUUUUUGGGAGGCAAUUACUUCCCUGAAGGGACAAUCGUGGGAAUGAACCCUUGGGUGACGGCACGAGACAAGAGCGUGUUCGGAGCAGACGCCGACCUUUUCCGACCAGAACGAUGGCUUGAAGCAUCGCAGGAGCAGCUCAUUGCUAUGGAACGCGCAAACCUUGUGUUUGGCCAUGGGAAACGAGCCUGCAUCGGCAGAAACAUCUCCAUGCUGGAGAUAAGUAAGCUGGUACCGCAGUUGUUGAGGCACUACACCCUAUCCUUUGUGCGCCCGGAGCAGGAAUGGAAGGUACAUGGAGGAUGGUUUGUCUGGCAGACUGGAUUUGAGGCCUUUAUUAGCAAAGGGGUAUGGAAAGACGAUUCUCAGAUCUUCAGCAUCUAGUUCAAGUUCAAAUUUGCAGAUAGUCUACUUGACAUGAUGUCCAAUCAAGAC
This is a messenger RNA of Exophiala viscosa, 1572 nucleotides long. RefSeq names its product cytochrome P450. The record is from RefSeq and is a predicted model, not a curated record. Gene Ontology annotation, molecular function: heme binding; iron ion binding; oxidoreductase activity, acting on paired donors, with incorporation or reduction of molecular oxygen. The coding region runs from base 316 to 1521 and encodes 401 amino acids. NCBI's taxonomy places the organism in Eukaryota, Fungi, Ascomycota, Eurotiomycetes, Chaetothyriales, Herpotrichiellaceae. The transcript has 8 exons.